This is a messenger RNA of Echinococcus granulosus, 1107 nucleotides long. RefSeq names its product Cathepsin L. The transcript is spliced from 5 exons. Gene Ontology annotation, cellular component: lysosome. Gene Ontology annotation, molecular function: cysteine-type endopeptidase activity. The record is from RefSeq and is a predicted model, not a curated record. NCBI's taxonomy places the organism in Eukaryota, Metazoa, Platyhelminthes, Cestoda, Cyclophyllidea, Taeniidae. The coding region runs from base 1 to 1107 and encodes 368 amino acids.
AUGGUGAUGCUACUCAUUAAUCGGAUGGCCAGCCAUCAUAUGUGCGAAGCUUUCCUCAUAAUGCGAUUGCUUUUACCUGUCACGCUGUUUAUUGGCCUGUGUUUGGCUCGUCCCAACAUCAUUGAAUGGAGUCAGCUUUACUCUCCCGUUGAAAAUUUGUCCCAUGAUAAAGCGAUGACUCUCAAGUACCUAUGGCAGAUGUUUCUCAGGGAAUAUAAACACGUCCCUAGUUUUCUCUCUUUUCAAAACUUUGAGUCAAACGUUGUUAAAAUAUGGGAACACCUGGUGAAACCCUCCUCAUUCUCCAUGGGUAUCAACAAGUUCUCCGCAUUGAGUCCCUCUCAAUACAGGAAAUAUCUUGGCUAUCGUCCUAGCGUUGACAAGCUGAAUCUAACCAUCCCUCGUCACGUCUAUCGAAAGCUGACUAGGUACGCCCCACUGCCUAAACACGUUGAUUGGCGUCUAAAGGGGCGCGUAACAGGGGUGAAAGACCAAGGUCAUUGUGGCUCCUGCUGGGCAUUUUCGGCUAUUGGUGCGAUUGAAGGUCAGUACCAACGUGCAUCCGGAAAUCUUGUAAGCCUGUCAGAGCAGCAGCUGGUGGAUUGUAGCUCAAGCUUUGGGAACAUGGGUUGUAACGGUGGUCUCAUGGAUAAUGCCUUCAACUAUGUGAAGGAGGCGGGUGGUGUGGAUCGCGAGGAGGACUACCCCUACGUCUCAGGUGUCACCGAAAAACCCGACAACUGCUCUUUCAAGGCCAAUAUCUCAGUUGCCAAGGUGACCGGUCUAGUGGACGUAAUGUCUGGAAAUGAUGAGGAGUUAAUGGAAGCUCUUGCCUUCAACGGACCCAUCUCCGUCGCCAUCAAUGCAGGACUUACCUCGUUCAUGAUGUACCAUGAGGGCAUCUACGACGAUCCAAAGUGUAAGGGAGGUGUGGAAGACCUCAAUCAUGGUGUUUUGUUGGUGGGCUACGGUGAACAGAACGGUAUCCCUUAUUGGUUGAUUAAGAACAGCUGGGGCACAGACUGGGGUGAGCAUGGAUAUGUUCGUAUCAAGCGGGCCGGUAAUAUGUGCGGUGUUGCUACGGCAGCUUCCUAUCCUCUGAUCUAA